Molecule: messenger RNA, 1020 nt
Organism: Malassezia globosa CBS 7966
Lineage: Eukaryota; Fungi; Basidiomycota; Malasseziomycetes; Malasseziales; Malasseziaceae
Exons: 1
Coding region: 1-1020 (339 amino acids)
Biological process (GO): intracellular signal transduction; mitotic cell cycle
Cellular component (GO): cytoplasm; nucleus
Molecular function (GO): histone H3T3 kinase activity
Source: RefSeq, a predicted model, not a curated record
AUGAUCUCAGCCCUAUCGCGUGCAAAAGACACAUGCGCGAAGCACUUUGUCCGUCUUCAGCAAGCAUUAGUAGUGCAAGGAUCGUAUCCUACUGAACUUCUUCAAGCUUGGGAUACAUUCAAAGAGGAAAACGCGAAUCGCAGUGAAAAUGUCCGGCCGGACGUUUUAUCGUCGACUCAAUUGUAUGUGCUCAUUGUGAUGGAUGAUGCAGGCAAAGAUCUUGAAUGUACACCUAUCGCCAGUUGGAUGGAACGAGCCGCUGCAUUCUGGCAAGUUGCAUGUGCUGUAGCUGUUGCAGAACGAGCAACGGCAUUUGAGCACCGUGAUUUGCACCUUGGGAACAUUCUUGUGCAACGUGUAGACAAACAAGAAAACUUGGAUCAAAUUGAAGUGUAUCAUCGAGAGCAAUUGGAAAAGAACACAAUGAAACAGGUGAGACAUAUGACACAUAUUGAUCAAAUUUUGACCAUGUACGAGCCACGUCGCACGGGUAUCCAUGCGACCAUUAUUGACUACUCCCUUUCACGUAUGGAAUUGGGAAAAAAAAUAAUUGCAUACGAUUUUUCCGAUGAGUCGCUAUUUUCGGGUCAGGGUGACACGCAAUAUGAUGUAUAUCGAAAGAUGCGGAGCCUUGUCGCGGACCAGUGGACCGCACAUGUUCCUAUGACAAAUGUAUUGUGGCUUCAGUUCGUCUUGCAACGUCUAUUGGCUUCAAAUGCACCACCUCGAGAAGAAACAGAACAUGAAUCGGAAACUAAGGCGUACGACUUACUUGUUCAUGCAGAGCAACUGGCACACGAGGCCCUUGAGAACGAACGUCGGCAGCAGUUGCCCCAACGACGAAUGUCAACACGGUCGAAGCGGCGAUCUACUCAGCGCGCAAGAGAUGCGUUGCAAUCUACACCGGAUAAAAUGGUGCCGACAUUUGCGCCUCCGCCGCGUAUCACAUCGGCAUGGACGUGGAUCGAGGCAGUGGUGGCUGCUGCAUUCGAGGAGGAUGUGGAGGACUUGAACGCUUAG